Molecule: messenger RNA, 977 nt
Organism: Penaeus monodon (black tiger shrimp)
Lineage: Eukaryota; Metazoa; Arthropoda; Malacostraca; Decapoda; Penaeidae
Product: piggyBac transposable element-derived protein 4-like
Exons: 2
Coding region: 120-929 (269 amino acids)
Source: RefSeq, a predicted model, not a curated record
CAUCCCGCGGAGGACAGGCUUUGGAAGCUGCGCCCUGUGUUAGGAGAGGGCUGAAGGUCUACAAGCUUUGCUCGUCCGACGGUCCAGAGGCAGGGUAUACGGCGGCCUUCAAGAUCUACAUGGGGCAGGACCGCGGCGUAUUUCCAUCCAGCAUGAAGGCCGUCACCGACCUGCUGGAGAAGGCAGAUCUAUUCGACAAGGGGUACCAGUUAUACACCGACAACUGGUACACCUCCCCGACUCUCUUCCAUUACCUGCAGGCCAGGAAGACCAGUGCAGUUGGGACUGUGCGUCUCAACCGGCGUGGCAUGCCCUCGGACCUGCAGGCGAGUCGGGGACAAAUCGACUUCCGGUCCAGCAAGACCGGAAUGAUCUGCCUUCAGUGGGUGGACAAGCGUCCUGUUACGAUGCUUUCUAUCGCCCACACCAGCAAGGUCGUUACCCUGCCUCCCAACCGCCGAGGGGUGGAGAGGUCGAAGCCUGAAGUUGUCGCUGCCUACAACAACGGCAUGAAGGGCGUCGACCUCUCGGAUCAGCUGGCGCAGUCAUAUCCAACGACGAGGAAGACCGUCAAAUGGUAUAAGAAGAUUUUCUUCUACCUAUUGGAUAUGACUACGACCAACGCGCUGGCUAUCCACCGGGCCCUCGGCGGUAAACUUACUCAGUUUGAGUUCCGAAAGGAACUCGUUCGAGGAUUGCUGCAGCAAGGCGGUCCCCGUGGCUCCUUCCGGCGGAAUCCUCCUCAGGCUCGCCACGAGGAGGAGGUUCCCCAGCAGGCACACUUGCCAGUUGACACACCGCAUCGUCGGUGGCGUCGGUGUGUGCUCUGCUGGAGGAACCACCGGCGCAGGAAGGAGACCAGGGUGAUGUGCAGUUGCUGCGGCACCUCACUUUGUCCAACACCCUGCUUUCAGGCCUUCCAUGCCUGAAGGUCGUUGGGCAACAGUUGUAAAUAGUGUAAAAUAUUUUAUGUACAU